This is a messenger RNA of Drosophila bipectinata, 1515 nucleotides long. RefSeq lists its product as uncharacterized. NCBI's taxonomy places the organism in Eukaryota, Metazoa, Arthropoda, Insecta, Diptera, Drosophilidae. The record is from RefSeq and is a predicted model, not a curated record.
UUUACACUGGUGAAAUCCCCCUAUUGAAUUAUAUUUUUCAGUUAAGUAAACAGACGAUAUGUGGGAGCAAUUGGAAAAGUACCGCAAUCACUUUUUGCAACACGAGAUCAAGGAUGUGCUAAAGCCCAGCUCCAUUAACGACAAACAGAAUGAAGAGUGGGCCAAGUUCAUGGAAAAGAGGGACUUGUGCAAGUGCCCCCCGGUUAGUUGCAUCCCCAGCUCCACCUACCUGGAGGAUAGGGCUCAGUUGGCCUACGGUUGGUUCGCUCUUCCGAAGCUGAUGAAGGAGCUGGACAGCGAUGUGCGUCUCACUCACUGGAGGGCCAUUGUGUCCCUGACGGAGUUUCUGCUCAAUCCACUGAACGCCGAGAGGGCCAUAACCGAAAUGGACAUUGUCCGAAAGCUUAAAAACGCCUUCAUGCGCAUGAGACUGAAGCACCACAAGGAGGAGUACAACGAAUUGGAGAUGUAUCUUAAGAUUUAUAAUAUCCUCUCCCGGAACUUUAAUGGGGCUGAGGACAUAGCCAAUCGAAAGUGCCUCAGAGUUGAGUUUUACAAAAUUAUUCAUCACCAGGAGGCCAAAAAGGACGAAUUGGCCUCGGAGAUAUUGAGAAAUUUAACGGGACAACCAAUGGUUUUGAGUAUUGUCUUGGAGGAUCCCGAAAACUUUAUGGCCUUGGCUGCGAUUUUCAAGAAGGAUCCCUGUCGGCCGCACUAUCCGCACCAUUUGUGGCACCAUCUCUGCCACCUGCUGGAACUGGCACCGGAGCAGGGCAUCGAGUUGGGCUUCUUCGAGCUCAUGCACUCCCGCAUCCUGAAUCGCCUGGCCAACUUUUGGGGUAUGUCCACCAAGGCCUUCGCUCUGCUCCUGCGAUGUGCCGAGGGCCAACGGCGCUUCGAUGCUGUGGAUGGGAUUAAGCUUCUCUUCGAUGUCUUUUGCCAGCCGGACGAGCCUUCCUGGAAGCUGCUGCCCAGCCAGAAGGUGGAGAACUGGGAGUACACAGUCUUGGCUCUGGUCAACGGACUUCACAGCAAGCGGGCCCUUUGGCGGAGUCGGGAGUUCACUCCGCUACCCUGCUAUGUGGGCCGCCUAAUGAUGACGGACAGCAAUCCCCGCCAGCAGUUGUACUGCCUGAAAGCACUGCGAGAGUUGGGAGUGAUGCCCUGCAUCAAGAGGUACAUCAUCGGCAAUUGGCUGGAGGACAUCACCCAGUUGUUCUGCCUCGAUGCGGAGGCGGAGUGCGCCAGGGACUCCCUCCUGGACUGGCUGCGACGAGACAUAGCCGACUCUAGUUAAUUCUACCUCCUAGUUAAAAUGUUUUAUUCAAGGCAGUUGCAUUACCCCUCCACUUAACCGCUUAGAUAAAUCCUAACCGUUUCAAAACUACCCCUCGAGUCCUGUCCCAAAGAGAGGGCUUGGGACACGAAGGUCCUUCGGCGAGAGCAGCAGCUUUUCCGAGCUCCUGUCAGCUGUUUAUUUUGUCAAGCUAAAUAAAGGAAAUUGUAGUAAACAAA